AGUGAGUUCCAGGACAACAGGGCUACACAGAGAGACCCUGUCUCCCAUAAACAAACAAACAAACAAAUAAUUUUAGAAAGUGCUUCUGGAACGAAUCUGGCAACCACUGAGCAGAAUGGAAGAUCCCUGUACCUCAGCUUCCUUCCCAGGUACUCACUCCUACCGGCGGGGAGCACGAGAAGCAGGCGUCUGUGUUGCGGUUUGUCACCAGGGGCGCCAGAGCCGAUGUUCUAGGUCUGCGAAGGUAUCUGUAGCCUACUUGACAUUUGUGCUGGGGAAUUUGACCAAUUGAGGACUAGACUGCGGAAUGAACAGGGAGUUGGCUCCACCCUCAGCCAGAGGAGCCCCGCCUCUCCCUUAGCCUGACCCCUGCGCAAAGCAUGCUGGUAGCCAAUGGCUGCGCGCAGGCCCAUCACGCUCAGAUUUGUUCCUCUGCGUUUUCUCCCAACUUCGGUACUUCCGGGAUAUUGGGGGCCCCCGGUGCGCACUCGGGAUCCCGACCUGAUUGUUCCUGACUCUAUGUAGACGGACUAGACCGUGACUCUCCACCCCGAGCCAUCUGCUGAACCACGAGCUGGCCAUGCAUGGGAAGCUGCUGCUGCUGGCCGGCCUCUAUCUUGUGCAGGGUCUGCCCUAUGGACUGCAGUCCAGCUUGCUGCCCAUUUUACUGCGGGGCCACGGUCUCUCCCUGACGCGUGUGGGUCUGACCAAGGGGUUGUAUGUUCCAUGGCUGUUAAAACUGGCGUGGGCGCCACUGGUGGACAGGCGGGGCUCCCCUCGGGUCUGGUUAACACUCAGCACAGUGGCCCUGGGCCUGGUGUGUGGACUGCUGGCCGUGUUGCCUCCCCCACAAGCUGGCCAGGCAGGGCUGCCCAUCAUCAUGAUGGGGCUGCUGCUGCUGCUGAAUCUGGGCGCAGCGGUGCAGGACGUGGCCCUGGACACAGUCGCUGUGCAGCUGCUGGAGCCAAAGGAGCUGGGAGCUGGGAACACUGUACAGGUGGUGGCUUACAAGCUGGGGUCAGCACUGGCUGGGGGUGGGCUGCUGGUCCUCUUCCCGACCCUGUCCUGGCCAUGGCUUUUUCUGCUCCUAGCUGCCACCUACUGGCUGGCUGCUGCCUUAGCCUGGGCUGCACCAGCCUGGGGACAGCUGCCUUGGCCUCAGGUCUCAGAGCAAACCACCCCCACGUCCUAUCUCCUACAAGAUUUGCUGGCUGUGCCUGGGACCCUCUGGACAGCAGGCUUCGUGCUCACCUACAAGCUGGGUGAGCAGGGAGCUGGCAGCUUGUUCCCACUUCUCCUGAUGGACCACGGUGCUUCUGCCUCAGACCUGGGGCUAUGGAGUGGCUUGGGCGCUGUGACCUGCUCCAUUGCCGGCUCCUCUUUAGGUGGGGCGCUGCUGGCCAGGCACUGGCAGCCUCUCCCCCUCCUGAGGUCAGUGCUGCGGCUACGCCUUGGGAGUCUGGCCUGCCAGACGGCUCUGCUUUUCUACCUCAGUACCCCAGGGGCCAGUCUGGACCCUGGCACAAUCACGAGAGGGACAGCUUUCCUGAGCCUGUGCCUACAGCAGUUUCUGGGCGGUGUGGUCACCACCGCCACCUUCACCGUGAUGAUGCACUGCAGCCAGCUGGCACCCAGAGCCCUGCAGGCCACGCAUUACAGCCUCCUGGCCACUCUGGAACUGCUGGGCAAGCUGCUACCAGGCACCCUGGCUGGGGUGCUGGCUGAUGGCCUGGGCCCGCACCUCUGCUUUGCCGCCUUCCUUGUCCUCUCAGGGCUGCCCAUUCUGGAUCUCAGCCUGGCACCCAGCAACCUGACCUGAGCUGUCCGUAAAG
Molecule: messenger RNA, 1832 nt
Organism: Peromyscus leucopus (white-footed mouse)
Lineage: Eukaryota; Metazoa; Chordata; Mammalia; Rodentia; Cricetidae
Gene: Slc33a2
Product: major facilitator superfamily domain containing 3
Exons: 5
Coding region: 581-1819 (412 amino acids)
Biological process (GO): transmembrane transport
Cellular component (GO): membrane
Molecular function (GO): transmembrane transporter activity
Source: RefSeq, a predicted model, not a curated record